Molecule: messenger RNA, 1265 nt
Organism: Physella acuta
Lineage: Eukaryota; Metazoa; Mollusca; Gastropoda; Physidae
Source: RefSeq, a predicted model, not a curated record
CUUCAUCGCCAUGUAUGACAACGCCACCAGCUUCUACAAAUACACCGUCUAUGGAUACAACACCAACGGCUUCUACAACUACACCAGAUGAAGGUAAUGAUACUACCCCAAGUAAUGAUAAUGCACCAUCUAAGGAUACAACACCAACUACUUCUACCACUACUCUACAUGCAAGUGAUGAUACUAACCCAAGUAUUCAUACUGAACCAUCUUUGGAUACAACACAUACUAUUUCUACCACUACUCUACAUGCAAGUGAUGAUACUAACCCAAGUACUCAUACUGAACAAUCUAUGAAUACAACACUAACAGCUUCUACAUUUACUCUAGAUGCAAAUGAUGAUACUACCCCAAGUACUGAUACUGAUACUGCACCAUCUAUGGAUACAACACCAACAACUUCUACCACUACUUCAGAUGCAAGUGAUUAUUUUCUUGAUGUAAUUCGGUGUGCUCUAAAUACCGAAGUGACUAAAACAUUUGAAAAUCAAAGUAUUAGCAGCACUGGAAAUAUUCAUGUAAAUGUGAAUGUAAAUUACAAUCCAACCAUCAUUAAACACUGCGAAGAAGUAAACAUAAAUAAACCAAAGUACGUAGCCAUCGACAGCAAACUAAAUCUCUUUGUUUGGGAAAUCCUAGAGCAUCGUUUAACGGCUGGACAACUUCAUUUGUCAAGUUUAGAGGAGUCUGUGAGAGAGGAGUCUCCAUAGGUUAGAUCUAGCCAGCGAAUGACUGCCCUAGUGGAGCACAAGACUGAUAUACUGGCUGGGUACAGGGUAGACUGUGUUUGUGUAGCAUAUAGAUCAAAUGUAGACUAUGUUUAGAUACUAUAUAUAAAAUACGUAGACAAUAUUAAUUAUGUAGACCAAUGUAGAUUUGUAAAAGAGUUAUUUCACUUGCCAUUGACAAGAGACAUCUCUCAUUAUUUGAAUUUAAUAUGGAAAUUGAAAUAAUGUUAGAAGUCAAAUUUAGUGACUAAUUUAGUAACUGUUUUAACUGUUUCUUACUAAAAGAUUUUAGCCAAAUAGACACGAGUCAAUAUUUAGAAAUUUGCAAGCACAUGUGUAUUUCUUGUUAGUUUUACUGUUAUAUAGUCUACUAUUUUAUCUUGUUAAAUUUUAAGACUAAAAAUUUCACAAUUUUUGUCAAUGUCUUAUUAUUCUAUUAAGCCUAAAACGGUAGGUCUUUAACAUUUGUGUAAGUGCACCCAAUAAACAUUCUAUUACUGAAAAACAUUAAAAGAUCUCUUAACUUGCUGUCUGCAC